CCCCCCACAUGCACUUGCUGCAGGAGCAGCCGUAGUACACACGCACACCGCCUCGACUCGACUCCCACCUCCCCUGUUCUCACCGUGCUUGCCCUGUUUCGACCUCUGCCCAUCCGCGCUCGCGUGCCCGCCGUACAGUACAGGCCAGACAGCCAUGGUGGUGCUCGCCAAACCGCCUGUCGUCGACCAGAUCCCGCUCCUGCGGUCCCCGGGCCCCAGGGACAGCUUCUCGGGAGUGCCGGUCGUCGACCUGUCCAGCCACGGCGCGGCGCGGGCGAUCGUCGACGCCUGCGAGCGCUUCGGGUUCUUCAAGGUCGUCAACCACGGCGUGGCCGCGGCCACCAUGGACAGGGCCGAGUCCGAGGCCGUCAGGUUCUUCGCGCAGGCGCAGGCGGACAAGGACCGCGCGGGGCCGGCGUACCCGUUCGGGUACGGCAGCAAGCGGAUCGGGCUCAAUGGCGACAUGGGGUGGCUCGAGUACCUCCUCCUCGCCGUCGACGCCGCGUCGCUCUCCGACGCCUGCCCCGUGCCCUCCAGCGCCGCGUUCCGGAGCGCGCUGAACGAGUACGUCGCGGCCGUGCGGAAGGUGGCGGCGCGUGUGCUGGAGGCGAUGGCGGAGGGCCUGGGCAUUGCGGACGCGGACGCGCUGAGCUCCAUGGUGAGCGGCGCCGGGAGCGACCAGGUGUUCCGCGUGAACCACUACCCGCCCUGCCCCGCGCUGCAGGGCCUGGGCUGCAGCACCACGGGCUUCGGCGAGCACACCGACCCGCAGAUCAUCUCCGUGCUCCGCUCCAACGGCACCUCCGGCCUGCAGAUCGCGCUCCGCGACGGCGCGCAGUGGGUCUCCGUGCCCUCCGACCGCGACGCCUUCUUCGUUAACGUCGGCGACUCGUUGCAGGUGCUGACCAACGGGAGGUUCAGGAGCGUGAAGCACCGGGUGGUGACCAACAGCCUCAAGUCCAGAGUUUCCUUCAUCUACUUCGCGGGGCCGCCGCUGGGGCAGCGGAUCGCGCCGCUGCCGCAGGUGCUGGCGGAGGGAGAGGAGAGCCUGUACAAGGAGUUCACGUGGGGCGAGUACAAGAAGGCCGCGUACAAGACGAGGCUCGGCGACAACAGGCUGGCCCAGUUUGAGAAGCGUAGCAACAUCUAGCUAAGCUAGCAAGGCGCGCGGCCCGGGCAUGCACGCCGCGUCUUCACAGGACAACAAUAACAACCACCAUGACGAGCGAGUUACUUGCAAGAAAUGAUGACAAGGAAGAAGAAGAAGAAGAAGGUGAAGACGAUGAUGUGAACAGCCAGGGAGCGUAGUGACUACUCCAGUAGCUAGAUUUUUUUGUGUGGUGGGUGCAGGGUUUCCGCAAAGUUGCUAAUGGCCUGUUCUGGUGCUUGCGGUGGGGUUAGUUGCCUAUUUCGGUAUGCUGGAGCUGGACGGGCGAUGAGCCGCCGCCUGUAAUUAGGGUUAACCAUGAUAGCAUGCAGCGAAGCGAAGGGGACGAUCCUCUCUGGCUCCGUAGCUUCCCACGUUUGCUUCCUUGUGCUUUCCCUUUCCUGGUUUAUAUAUAUUUUCGUAUA
Messenger RNA from Zea mays, 1572 nucleotides. Its product is annotated as gibberellin 2-beta-dioxygenase. The transcript has 3 exons. NCBI's taxonomy places the organism in Eukaryota, Viridiplantae, Streptophyta, Magnoliopsida, Poales, Poaceae. The coding region runs from base 155 to 1150 and encodes 331 amino acids. The record is from RefSeq and is marked validated.